GGAAUUAACAAAACAAAAACCUUCUAAAACGGAAGCACUGCAUUUGCUAGCAAUAUAUAGGUAUUUGGCGCCAAAAGAAACUUUAAGAAUUAGGGAAACAAAGAAAACGCCCUAAAAUUAGGGCUUUUUUCCAUCACAUUUCACUUUUCCUUCACUCCAUUUCACUCCUUGUCGCAAAUUAGGGUUCCGGUAGCUUCGAAAUCGCCUGAAAAUGCCGGAAUUGAACUGGAAAUCCCACACUCUAAUUCAGUCUCUACUUUCUCGCGGACCUCUUAAAUCAGAUGAAUUUCACAAAAUCUUCGAGGGCGUAACUGGAAGAAAGCCAGGUGUUAACGAUAAGUUGUUUAAUGAUUAUCUAUUGAAGAUAAACAAAGAACUUUCCUUUGUUCAAUUUGAGUUGCGAGCUUGUAGAAACCAGUACGAUGGUGUCGUUUAUUAUGGUGUUGUUAACAAUGUUGAGGAUGAACAAUCGAAACUCGGCUCUAAAUACUCUGUUCCUCAAAUUGCCUUUUACAAGGGAAUUAUAGAAGCAAUUGUACAAGAUGCUGCUGGCCAGGGUUUCAUCACCAAUAUUGAUGCCCUCCAUACAAGAUUGGACACUCAGGUUCCAAGUGGUUCACAAUCAGAAUCACAGUUCCAGGAUGUGCCUGCUGCACUGAGGAAUUUCUCAAUGUCUCAGAAAGAAAAAGCUCUUGAGGAGCUUGUUCGUGAUGGAUGGCUCUCCAAUCUAGAUGGUAAUAUUGGAUUUGGUAUUAGAUCGUUCCUUGAUCUUCGAAGUUGGUUCCGCCUUAAUGAGAUCCCUUCAUGUGAUGUUUGCAAUGAGGCUAGUGUGAAGGCAGAUUCAUGCCCGAAUGAAGGUUGUUCCAUCCGAAUUCACAAGUACUGUCUCAUUAAGAAGUUUUCUCAAAGAACGGUCGAAAAAGUUUGUCCUGGUUGUCACAAACCUUGGCCAUAUACCGUUACCAAAGAAGAAUUGGUCGAUAACGAGGAUGAGUUAAACGAGCAAACAGAGAGCCAACCUUCUAAUAGAUCUUCUCAGAGGAAGAGAACAAGGAACUGUCAGUCCCAGACUCAGGAUCCAGAUAAUGUAGGAUCUGGUUCCUCUCAGAGAACUAGAUUGAGGAGAUCUGCCCGUAUUGGCUGACGUGUUAAUGUUAACUGUAAGGAGCUUUUGGAUUUGAUGUUUUUAUGCAUAGGUUUAUGUCGUAAAUAUCUAGCUGUGACUUCCGAAGACAUUGUCAUUGUAAAAACUGAAAUGGUGCUGCAAGGUAGCAAACUUAGCUGAAGCUUCUACUAUGGGGAAUCGGUGGCUUCAUCUUGGCAAGAAUUUCUAGGAUGGUAGUGUAUUGUAGUUACUACUUCCAUCUAUCCAAGCAUUUCUAUCCUUUUGUACAAAUCUUUGACUUGAAAGAGUGUCAUGCUUUAUCAUAUUUAUCUGCUGGUUAUGUCUUCAAA
Molecule: messenger RNA, 1455 nt
Organism: Beta vulgaris subsp. vulgaris (sugar beet)
Lineage: Eukaryota; Viridiplantae; Streptophyta; Magnoliopsida; Caryophyllales; Amaranthaceae
Exons: 6
Coding region: 212-1144 (310 amino acids)
Biological process (GO): DNA damage tolerance; double-strand break repair via homologous recombination
Cellular component (GO): nucleus; Smc5-Smc6 complex
Molecular function (GO): ubiquitin-protein transferase activity
Source: RefSeq, a predicted model, not a curated record